GAGGGAGCAAAAGCCAAAGAGCGAAUUCAGUGAAAACGAAAGUAAAUGUUUUCAGGGAGGGGCUGUCGUUGUGAAUGUCUCCAUUUUUUACACAUUUGUCCGAGAAAAGGCGGAAAAUGUUCGAUCAGAUUGUGGGAAAGUAAGAGGCCUGGUUAUUCUGCUGAGACCCCACAAAGAUGGAAGGAGUUCACCUCAUCCUGCUUUUGCUGUUUGGGAUUCCAUGCUCUGUGUAUGGUGACUUCCGAGUGAGUGGCCCAGGCCGUCCUGUGGUAGCCGUUGUGGGUGAAGAUGCUGUCCUGGAAUGUUACCUUGUGCCGAAGGUAUUUGCCAACAACAUGGUGGUGCGCUGGUUUAAAUCAGGCAUUCGGUUACCGGUUCACUCAUACAGAAACGGGCAAGACAACACUGCUGCUCAGCAUGAGGAUUACAAGAAAAGGACUGAACUGUUUAAAGAUGAAGUGUCCAAAGGCAAUGUUUCUCUUCGAAUAAAGAACAUAAGGGUGUUUGACGAGGGGAAAUACCUGUGCACAGUUGAUGACAAAACAGCUUUUGAAGAAACUACGAUUGAGCUAAAAGUUGGAGCAGUGGGACGUGAGCACUGGAUCCAGGUCGAUGGUUACCAUAAAAAUGGAAUUCGGCUUGUGUGUGAAUCUAAUGGCUGGUUCCCGCAGCCCCAGAUAUCGUGGACUGGUGGAAGUGGACAGAACCUAACAGCAAAGUCUGAAAUAAACAAUCGACGUGACUCAAAAGGUCUUGUAAAUGUCCAGAGCAGUGUAAUUGUAACAAAAGAUCCAACAAACAACUUCAAGUGCCUCACACAUAACCAUCUUUUGAAAGAAGAACAAAAAGCAGACAUCCAGAUAGCAGAUGACUUCUUCCCAUCUGUCUCAGGCUGGCUGGUGUUUUUAUCUGUGGUGCUCUGUCUUCUCAUAAUUACUUUAAUCGCUGGGAUCCUUUGGGAUGUGAAACAACUCAGAAAUAUUAAAGAACUGCGGCAUGACAAGACGAUUGAACAAUACGGUCGGUGGAAAUCUGUCAGUGAUUCAGAUUGGAAGAAUAUUUCGAAGUGCAAAGUCCCUGUAAAUCUGGAUGCAGAAACAGCAAACCCAAAGCUUGAGGUAUCCAAAGAUCGGAAGAAGGUGAGAUUGACCCAGACAGCAUUGAGCGUCGACAACAAUGAAGAGAGGUUUACAGUCUUGGAAUCAGUGCUGGGAUCAGAGGAAUUUACUUCAGGCUCACACUACUGGGAGGUGGAUGUGGUGGGGAAUCAGCACUGGACUGUGGGAGUAGCCACACUAUCUGUGGAGAGGAAGAAAGAAAUCCAAGUGAAAGCAGAGAAUGGUCUGUGGACGAUUGGUAGGGCUGGGGAUAAAUUUCAGGCAAACGCUGAAAAUACAAUCGAUAUCCAAGCUGGUGAGGUUCCCACGAAAAUUGGUGUUUAUCUCAGUUAUGAGACCGGGACUGUUUCAUUUUACAGCGCAGAUACAAAGAUUUACCUGCACACUUUCACUGGAUGUGGAUUCACAGAGAAACUGUAUCCUUUCUUCAGUACAACAGUCUGUAACACGUGGCUGAGAAUCUGCCCAGUUUAACAUUGUUUCUGUGAAAAGUUUCUAACCUGAAGGUUUCUACAAAGUAUUUUACAGUUUAACAGGAAAAAAGGGACCUAGAAUCAUGCCAUUUUACAAAACGCUGUCUGAUUGUCUGAGCUUUUAAGUGAUGUAAUAUGCAUUUGAUCAGAUUCACAGAGAGGAGGUGGUUUCCCUCCAUGUAAACCACUGAUAGGCCAGGGAUUGUCUUACUUUGGAGAAGAGGAGGAGGAGGAGAGGGGACCUAAUUGAGGUGUACAAUUGAGGUAUCCCCUGAGAAAAAGAACAGGAAAUGACAUCGCCAACCCAAGGUAACCUAACCAGAUAAAUAUAAAGUGGGACAUAACACCAGCGCUUUUUCGGAGGCUCACUGAUGAUGUUACCUAGAAUGGUGACGAAACGUCUGAAAACUAACCUUCCAGCUCAGCGAGCAAACUCACAUCCAGAACCUCAACCUGAGCUACAAAUCUUCUCAAAACUCGCUGAGGUAUACAAGAUAAUGAGAGGCAUAGAUAGAGUUGAUAGCCAGAGACUAUUUCCCAGGGCAGAAAUGGCUAACACGAGGGGUCAUAGUUUUAAGCUGUUUGUAGGAAAGUAUAGAGGGGAUGUCAGAGGCGGGUUCUUUACACAGGGAGUUGUGAGAGCAUGGAAUGCGUUGCCAGCAGCAGUUGUGGAAGCAAGGUCAUUGGAGACAUUUAAGAGACUGCUGGACAUGCAUAUGGUCACAGAAAUUUGAGGGUGCAUACAUGAGGAUCAAUGGUCGGCACAACAUCGUGGGCUGAAGGGCCUGUUCUGUACUGUACUGUUCUAUGUUCUAUGUUCUAGAUGGAUUUGUCAUCCACCUGCUCCCAGGGGAGCUGAUGGCCGAGUGGUUUUAUCAUUAGACUGUUAAUCCAGAGACCCAGAUAAUGUUCAAUUUUUUUCUGAAAAGUCUGGAAGUCAGAGUCUAAUAAUGACCAUAAAUCCAUUGUCAAUUGGUGUAAAAACCCAUCUGGUUCACUAAUGUCCUUUAGGGAAGGAUAGUGCCCUCCUUACCUGGUCUGGCCGACAUGUGACCCCAGACCCACAGCAAUGUGGUUGACUCUGAACUGCCGUCUGGGCAAUAAAUGCUACCCUGGUCUACAAUGUGCUCGACCCAUAAAUUAAUAAGUAAAAUAAAAAGAUUAUUCUGGAAUCCAUGUUACCAGAGACUUCACUGUUUCAACUGAGUCUUAGGAUUGGAUAAUGUGACCUGUCCCUCAGUCUGGAAUCAGAUGAGGGUCAGCGCUACAAUAUACUUGAACAGUAAAUGAGCUGGAUUUUGAUGUGUAGAAUGAGUACCUGAUGUGGGAAGCAAUGUCAUACUUAGCAAAAGAUUUGAAAUGAAUUUGAGACAAAAUAGAAACUGUUGGUAUAGCUCAGCAGGUCUGGCAGUAUCUGUGGAAAGAAAUCAGAGUUAAUGUUUCAGGUCGAGUGACUGCUUUCCUUCAGGGUGCAGUGAGUAUGUAGCUAAUGGUUCAUGUGCUUUACUCUACAGCUUUUGUUCUUUCGAGUUAAGUUUAUGUGUACAAAAUGGAUAAAUGUAAAACAAAGUGCAUCUUCAAUUCCAUUACACCUGAAAGGUUAGGGCAAUGUUUCUUUUAACAUCUCCAAAUGUAUGAUCAUGAAAAAAUGUGGAAUUGCUUGGCUGGAGAGGCAGAGAUUUAGUGGUGAAGCUGCUUGCAAAGAAAUAGAGUUGAGGGAGAUGUUUUUAUCUGUAAUUUAGAGCUAAAUUAUGAUACAAGUUUUACAGAAAUCUGGUCUGAGAAGAAAUUGUAGAGGAAGAAUCCUCAAGAGAUCAGUGUGACUAUAGCCCAGGACAGGUUACAUCAUCAUGCUCCUGGGGAGAGCUUAAGGAGAUUUUCUGGUUUAAAUUUCUUUUUGCUGAGGGAGGUGGUUAGUUGUAGUUUGGAACUGGGAGUGUUGCAGAAAAGAAAUGGCUUCCAGCAACACAAGUACCGUCAUUCGCAGUCUCUAGGUAGUUCGGUCCCAGAGAGUGUGGCUCCAAACCUUUUGAAAAGGGGUUAAAAGACAGAAGCCCAGUGCAGCUGAGUGUGGGAUGAAGGAAGUUCACAAAAAGUUUUUGCUUCUGAGGCUGGACCUUGAAGAGUGAAGAUUCGGACUCCCUUGUGAAGGAAACAAAAUUUUGUGACACAAGGCGGUCACUAAUAUCUGGAUGGGUUCCCGAGAAAUCUACAGACCUUGUUGUGGUUGUAUCUGCCAUUCACAGUGCAGAAUAUCGGGGAGCCGAGCACGAUUUGUUUGUGAACUCGGGGUUACUAAGUUAAUUCUGAAUGUUCAAGUGUGAGUUUUUUAAAAAGACAGACAUAGCCUACUCCGUGUCCUGUUUUCCAGUUAAUACUGCCUGAACUGGUGCUUAUCUCCAUGUUCUGCUACUUUUGUUCAACUGUACGAAGCAUUUUGCUUUUCCUUGCACAGUGUGAAUUGUAUAAUUGAAUAUUAUGACUGCGAUGGGACAAUGAGCACGAAUAGUCAAGCCUCAUGACUCCUCCAGUGACAUCAUUUGUACAAAUGGAAAAUACCCAUUUGCUUCUCCUUUGUAUUUCUAAUAAACAUAAAAGAAACAUCA
Messenger RNA from Stegostoma tigrinum, 4197 nucleotides. RefSeq names its product butyrophilin subfamily 3 member A3-like. Lineage: Eukaryota; Metazoa; Chordata; Chondrichthyes; Orectolobiformes; Stegostomatidae. Gene Ontology annotation, molecular function: protein binding. The coding region runs from base 177 to 1592 and encodes 471 amino acids. The record is from RefSeq and is a predicted model, not a curated record. The transcript has 9 exons.